Messenger RNA from Hypoxylon trugodes, 1821 nucleotides. RefSeq lists its product as uncharacterized. The transcript has 3 exons. The coding region runs from base 633 to 1481 and encodes 282 amino acids. Lineage: Eukaryota; Fungi; Ascomycota; Sordariomycetes; Xylariales; Hypoxylaceae. The record is from RefSeq and is a predicted model, not a curated record.
GGUUGAAGUUGAAAGAUAAAAAAAAACAUUAAUUCUCUUUAUCAAUAAGGAAUGGGACCUUUUAUAUACAAAAUCGACAUUCACUAGUGAUGGUUCCUAUAAAUAUCCCAAUUUGGAAGGGUAGUGCACUCGACCUAGACGAAUCAGCCUCAGCUAGCUCUAGCAUUGUCGAUUUCUCGUUGGCUGAGCUUGCCUUGUUUGCAUAGCAUGGCCCGUUACAAGCGUCAUAGUUAGGAUCGUCGGUCGCUAUGUGUGGAAUGAUCGAUUCCUACGCUACGGUCGAGGCUUAGCUCGUUUAGCGAUUUGAAAGUGUGCUAUACUACCUUUUAAGUAAAAACGAGAAAGUAAAUAAGGAGGAGCUAUCGCCAUUUGUCUUGUAUCUUUUCUUUCUAUUGAAGAUUCAAAUGUUAAUACUACCUCCUAAUUAUUUACCUGGGUACUUUAAUAGGUUGAUACCCUGUGUUGUACAUGUCAGCCUAUCACAUAUCACAUACAGGUAUAAAUAACCAAGUACACAUAUACUCGCCUCCAUCCCCUCGAUCCUUCGAUCUCCGAUCUCCAUGCUAGCAUUACCAUUUUCACCUAUACCAGCAUCAUAACGCGAAAGAGCCUCCAAACUCAAACUUGCAACCAUGGCACCCCAUUUCCAAGACGAGAAAAAAGGAGAGAAUCAUCAGGAUCAACCAAACGACCCGCCCCCUCCGUACUCACCACAGGCUGCUGUAGAAGCUGGUCCUAGUACGCAACCGCAACAACAGCCGCGGCAGAAGAAUAUCCCACGUCAGUUCCCGCCCGCGUUUAGCAUGUACAAUGAAUCGAGCUUCGGACAGCGUAAGUACAUGAUCGGCGAGCACCAGUCGACUCCAUUGUACGCCGUUUCCCUACAUAGCGGAUGGUCGGGGCAGCCGGAUGUCGUGUUGCAUAAUGGACCGAGUGAUAAUCGGCCACCGCUUGCAGGGGUGGAAAGAGACAGUUGGAGCAACUCCGCAACAAUCACACUCCCCGUGCUUCCGGGGUCAGGGACACAAGCCAAGACCGAGCGGCUGGAGUCGACGGGCGGCUUCGGACAUCCGGCGUAUACGUUUAGCGUUGAAGCUGGUUCGGGCAACCGUCGUGAGGCUUUUGAAUGGCGCCAUACAUCUGGGUCUGCGGUUGCGUCGCUUGGAGGACGUAGUUCGGGAUGGAAGUUGCUGCGCUUGUCGACGGAUGCGCCGAGUGGGGUUGUGGGAGGGGGGAGUGGGAAGUUUGUAGGUGGAGGGGCUUCGUCGAGUGAUGGGAAGGAGGUUGUUGCUGUGUGGGCUUGGGCCAGCGGUAGCUUGACGAAAGUGUUCAAGUUCCAAUUCCUCGGUAGCGGCGCGAAUGGCGUCCUGGGCGAACGCUGGGCUAUUAUGGCUGUCGCCACGGCGCUUAAGAUUUGGGAUCGUGAGAGGCGGGCGAGGAAUUCGAGCGCGGCGGGUGCUGGCGGUGGUGCUGGAGCUUAGAUUGCUUUGUCUGGUGGCGGCGCGAUGUCGUUGGGGUUUUGUUGAGAAAGAGUCGGUACACUACACUAAAGGCUCGAUUCACGCCUUUCCCCUCCAUGGAAUGUUCUUUUCGUCAGUAUAUCCUCGGGACAACCGCGAUAGGCUAUCGUGGCCGGAUCUUUUUCGUCGGCGUUUGCCCGAGGGGUUUGAGGCUUUUGUAAUUGUUACUUAGUAGAAGAUCAUUAUUCAGGAUUUCGAAUUAGUCAUUAUACCCUAUAGAAUUACGAGUUUCCGUUUAUUUGUUUGUUUUCGAUUGCAUGGUAGAUUUUCUGGUAUCGUGACAGCCUCAAUUCGGGGCUGG